Branchiostoma floridae (Florida lancelet) is the source of this 827-nucleotide messenger RNA. Its product is annotated as pyridoxal phosphate phosphatase PHOSPHO2-like. Bases 8 to 736 code for a protein of 242 amino acids. The record is from RefSeq and is a predicted model, not a curated record. Lineage: Eukaryota; Metazoa; Chordata; Leptocardii; Amphioxiformes; Branchiostomatidae. Gene Ontology annotation, molecular function: phosphatase activity. The transcript has a single exon.
GCAGAGGAUGGCAAAGGAGAGUAAGAAAGUUCUGGCCGUGUUUGACUUCGACCACACUAUCAUCGAUGACAACAGCGACACCUGGGUCCUCAAGCUCGCGCCAAACGGACAGGCACCUGAUUGGCUCCGACAGACCUACCGCAACGGGUACUGGACGGAUUACAUGGAAAACGUCUUCAAGUAUCUCCACGACAACGGGACCAUGCCCGACGAAAUCCUGGACACCAUGGGAAAAAUCCCUUACACAGACAAGAUGCAGAAUGUCUUGAAGUUUAUCAGUAGUAACAGCACCAAGUUCGACUGUAUCGUGAUCUCGGACUCGAACACGGUGUUCAUAGAGACCAUCCUGAAAGCAGGUGGAGUGAAGCAGGCUGUGAGUAGCACGUUCACGAACCCGGCACACUUCGACAAGUCGAACUGCCUUCACGUCAAACCGUUCCACAAGCACCCCUGCAAGUCCUGCCCCGUCAACAUGUGCAAGAAGACAAUCCUGUUAGAGUACAUAGGAACCCAAGCACAGGACGGUGUUGUGUACGACAAGGUUGUGUAUGUUGGGGAUGGGGGGAACGAUCUGUGCCCGUGUAAGGAGCUAUCAGCAUCGGAUAUUGUCAUGCCCAGAAGGGGUUACAGACUGAUAAAGAAGAUAGAGAAGUUGUCAAAAUCAUCACUUAGAGCCAAAGUUGUACCUUGGGAAAGUGGGUCAGAAGUGUUAGCUGUUCUUAAGGGUUGUAUAUAGAUUUCCUCUUCUUUUCUAAUCUAACUUAGCCUUGGACUUAAGAGUUUUCUUUUACACAACCAGUUUAUGUCACCUGUUGACGUUUUGUAAG